This is a messenger RNA of Microdochium trichocladiopsis, 1221 nucleotides long. RefSeq lists its product as uncharacterized. The transcript has a single exon. The record is from RefSeq and is a predicted model, not a curated record. The coding region runs from base 215 to 871 and encodes 218 amino acids. NCBI's taxonomy places the organism in Eukaryota, Fungi, Ascomycota, Sordariomycetes, Xylariales, Microdochiaceae.
CAUAUAUGACCCCUUCGCUGCCCUGCAACUGUGCUAGGCUUACUAGGUAUCCCUACAGCCCUCUCUUCCAGAAGACGAAUAUCAACUCCAGGCCUGGAAACCAUAACAGCCUGGUCCACUCACUCUGGCUUACACACUCGGCCAGUUUACCAAACUGCAUUCAUUCCACACAGGACUCUUGUCAAGUGUUCUCGGAAAUAAGUCACAUCUAAAGAUGGUGUGCCUCAGCAGCCCUUCCUUCUUCCAACGAAGAACCAGAGCGGCCACUCUUCAGUCAGGCAAAAUCGAAAUCAAGCACCCUCACUACAAGCAGCUCGAUAUGGAGGAGCAGGCACUUCGAACACAUGCACGGCUAUACAGCAUGACCAGCAGCAACUCGAGAUCUUCGUCGGAGUCUGAUGACUCGUCGAGGGCUCAUUCUUUCAACCCUUUGCAGUCACAUCCCCCACUUCAGAUCAACGCCUCUCCCAUCAUCGAGACUAGAUUUAUGGGCAACGAUGACAGAGGAGAGUUUCAUCAAGCACAAUCCAAAAUCAACGAAGAGUUCGCGAUCCUCGACGAAGACGACCUCGACGACUCGAGGCCGUCGUCUUCACGGAGGAUGACUUAUGUCUACGAUGAAGGCUCCCAGUGGCCACUCAAGGACUGGCAGACAAUCCCACCCGGUCUUGCUGAUCCGCAAGAGUCAUCUGAGUUCGCCACCGCCCUGCGGCCAAGGCCAGCAAACCACCAACGCCGCCCUACAGAGUGGAGGGACGACCCGGACCUCUUCAUCAAGCGGGGAUCGUGGAAGCGACGCGGCAUCAUCUUCAACCCGGAUGUGCCCAGUGACGACGAGAAUGUCGAGCACUUUGAGCUCCCUGAGGAGUAGUUCACAUCAACCAAAUACGCUAUACGCAUGACCUCACUACCAACAUUCACUUCAACUUCGGUUUGACUCGGACCCGUCUUUCUUCUACAAGUCCCUUUAAUAGCCUGAUUUAAUCUGGGUUGGCCGACUUCACCCCAGGCCUUUUUCUUUUGUCACUGUUCAGCAUUUACACCAGCAUAGCAUACACCGGGGGGAUGCCAACACUGGCGAUAUGGGCACGACAGGCGUUUCUACAGCGUUGGUUACAAGGGUUGGAGUUGGCAUAUGAUUUCAGUUCCAAGAUACCACUUUGCAAUUAAGCAAUACAUCUUUGUCUUCUUUCGUUUCUACGAAAGGAGUAACCUACACAA